GGAAGAACACGAUUGUUCCAUUGAAGUUUGAAAUUUCAAGUUUGCAUAGUCUCAUUCGCAGAAGUAUACGAAGGAAUUGUUCGACGAUGAAUAUUGGACUUUUUAUAGAGAUGCAACACAUCUCACGCGACAGUUGGUCGACGAAUUUGACGCACGAAGGAUUAACGACGAAGAAUUCACUGAAUCGCAAAAUUCUGUAGUCGUCGGGAACUUUCACAGAGUGAAGAGUACGAACUUGACACCUAGAAGGCCGACCUUCGAGCGAACGUCGUAAUAACUCGCAUCGCGUUCUGUGACUGCAGGUGUACAGGGUGUUCGGCUACAGGUAGACUGUCUUUUAAGUAGUAAUUCUAGAAACCGAGACGAUGCGAAAGUGAAAAUGCCGAAAUUCCGUUUAAGGCGUUGCUUCGGAAUCAUUCAUUAAUAAAUCCAUGUAUUUUCAAUAAUUAAUAACUCUCGCGCCAAGCCUCGAACGAAAUUUCAACAUUCUCGAUUUUCACCUCGACCUGUACAGUCGAAAAACACCGGUUCAGAAUUUUUGUUCGACAACUGAAAUGAUUUAUUACCAGUGCAAAGUUUCGUGCAGUGCAUCGAGCUCUGAGACAGAAAAACAGUGCUUCGACUUUUGUUUGCGCGGACAUUUUUCGGUUGAGAAAAACGAUCGCCGUAUGCGAAAGGACGCGACACCGUUAUUUUGUCGAAGCAAUUUCCUCGAGAAAGAGACGCGCGAGAGCGCACGAUGAAACGCAAAGAGGCAACGACGAAACGAAAGAAGCAAAUCAAAAAUGGGUCCAUUCAAUCGAAGGAGCUGGAAGCCCGCGGAGUCUCCAUGGAUAUGAAAACGUCCUGGGCAGCUCAAGAGCUGACGUCCAAAUACUCCAAUCUGAAUGACAUGGCUCGAUUCCAGCAAAAGCAGCUGCAGGAGAAGGAACAGAAGUUGCUGCAGCUCUACGACCAGCAACAACAGAGGGCUUAUCAGGUGAUGCAACGAGGUAGCGCUGGUUCCAACAGCUCGAAUCAUACUACAUCCGUCAGCCAGCACACCGUCACAAAGACCUCGAACAGCAGCCAUACAACCUCGACCUCGCAAGGUGGUAAGGUGAGGCAGAUGUUCGACGAGAGACGCCACACGACCGUGAAGGGCAUCGACAGGAGCUACCCGCUGGAGCCACUGGAGAACAAACCGCGGAAACAAACGAACGGAAACGCGGCGCAGAAGAACGGAAAUUCGACGGUGAACCGACACUCCGUGACUGUGAAGCGAGUGGCGCGGGCUGACGUGAACAGCAAUUUGAAUGGCGGCAAACCGGUCGUCUCGUAUCACGAGGAAGUCACUCGAGAAUCGUUCGAACCAUCUGUACAGGGCCACACGGACGACGAUGAAUUCGGAAACGAGAACCAUGUCGCUCGGUAUGCCAAUGGCAACCAUCGAGAUGAUACGCGGAUCGAGGAGGUUCUCGACGACGAUACGAUACAGAGGAAUCGCAUGAUGGCGAAGUUACACUUGAUGCAGUACGACGAGACGCUGAAGCACCGCGUUAAAAACGACCUCGAAAGCGAAGAAUUCCCGGAAGACUUCAUGGUGGAUGUACCCGACAAGCUACCGAAACAAAGUGUUACCAAGAAGCUGUCCCAGGCGGAGGCUAGAUUGGAGCGCUUCAGGAACGCCAACGCGAAACGAAGCAACAGCAUUACGAAAAAUACGAGCACGAUCGGCGUUCCCAGGAAACGGUUCGACCCGAUAUUUCCGGCAAAGUCUACUUCCAGCGGGAUUAAGGACGCGAAGAGCGGGACGAAGAGUCCACGAAGCAGCGGAACGAGGAAUGCGACGUCUCACAGCGCGGAGGAAACUCUCUCGUCGUCGGAGUCUGAAAGAACCGUGAAACGAAAAAGCGACACGCGGUUCUUUUGCAAGGAUUCCAAGAGAUCUGCUACCACUUACGAUUCAGAAACUAGCGAACGAUUGUCGCCUGAUUUUUUAAAGGAUAGAAAACCUCGAAGCGAAAGUCCGAAGUACUUUUGCGAGGAGUCCGAGAAGUCAGCUACCGCGUGUGUAACGGAUUCAAAAGCUGAAGUAUCGAAAGGUAAACAUCGUCGAAGCGAGGAACCCGAGUUCUUCUGCAAGGAAUCUAAAACUUCAGCUACUACCUAUGCGAUUAAUUCGAAAGCUUUCGGAAAACUUCCUCCGAAGUUUUCGAACGACGCAGAACGUGCCGUGGAACCAAGAAAAAGUAAAGAUUGGUCCAUCGAAUCCAAAGGAAGAUCUACUAAAUCACCGAUUGUGGGUGUAGAUACUGUAGACAGGGAGUUUAUAUCCCUUAGUCGAUCUCCAUCUCCAGGUAGUCAAAACGUUAACCUACUUGGAAAAAUCGAGACCAGAGAUGGUACGAAACAGGUCUCAAACGAAUCGUUGAACGUUUUCGAGCGAUUAACGAGCCAUAACACGAGUCCCAGGUAUCCUUAUCGAGAACCUGGAAGUUCAACGAUGAGAAACAACGCGAGAGGCUCCAAACUGAUGUCUAAAUCCCCAGAAUUUCCCGAGAAGCUCGCGAAAAAGCGCGGCGAUGGUUCAAAAGUGUUUCGCAAACACGACCAUUCGAAUAUUCGUUCGAGUCCUUCGUCGCGAUCGCCAGAUUCCGGGAAGACGAUCUCCAGAAAGUCCAGCGCAAGCCCUCGCUUCUUUUCCACGGAUGCAGACAGGUCAGCCACCAUUAUGCUGGUAACCCCAGAAACGAUAACAAAGGUGAGAACAAGAUCAACGUCUCCGAGGAAAGAAAAAAGUUCGAGAUUUUCUAUCGACAGGUUCAGCUUAGCACCUGCGAACAAAGUUGCUGGGCCAAGUAGAAGAACCUCCAAGGAAGACCUCGACGAAGGUACCAGGUACAACAUACGAAGCUCGGUAUCGAAAUUUUUCUCUGAACAAUGCGAAAAGGCUUCCAGAAAUGUGGACGUCGAUGCACGAUUCAACGGAAGAUUUGACAGAAGCUCUGAUUUGUCGCGCAGCUCCUCUCCAGUGUCGCUGAAGGCCAUGAAAACUCAAAGACAGACAAAACCAACAGACAGAGGUCUACCAUCGAGGAAGAUCGACACUAGGAAGUCUUCGUCGAGGAUAAAGGAUAGUAGAAGCGGGACACCUGAAUUUUUUUCAUACGAAACAGAUAAGCCUGCCACCACGGUGAGUCUCAAGCAGAAAGUUACGAAAGACUGGACGAACAAACGUUCCGAGAGUCCCCGAUUAGAGAAAAGUGGCUCUAGAAGCGUCCAUAGUGGAAAUAGAUCAUCGAAGAGCCCUCACAGCUUUACUGUGCUCAGAGAUGUUAAAGCGACUGGACCUCGAAGGGGCCAGACUGGUUCUAGAGGUGAGAGUAGGUCAUCCGAAACAGCUGACACCUUCAUUCUUCCUGGAAACACUAAAAUGACUAGCGUCGACAGGAGUAGCAGGAGCUCGCGGAAGACACCGGCAGUUGUGGAUGCUAGAAGCAGGACUCCGGAGUUCUUUUGUUAUGAAACAGAAAAGUCUGCUACUACCGUGAGUCUCAAACCACAGUCCAAGACAGAUUCGACGAAGGAGCGCUCUGAAAGUCCUGGAUCAAGGCCAAGCAGUUCUACAGGUGCCCAUAGUGGAGAUAGAUCAUCAAAGAGCCCUGACAGCUUCACUGUGCUCAGAGAUGUUAAAGCGACUGGACCUCAAAGGGGCCAGACUGGUUCUAGAGGUGAGAGUAGGUCAUCCGAAACAGCUGACACCUUCAUUCUUCCUGGAAACACUAAAAUGACUAGCGUCGACAGGAGUAGCAGGAGCUCACGGAAGACACCGGCAGUUGUGGAUGCUAGAAGCAGGACUCCGGAGUUCUUUUGUUAUGAAACAGAAAAGUCUGCUACUACCGUGAGUCUCAAACCACAGUCCAAGACAGAUUCGACGAAGGAACGCUCUGAAAGUCCUGGAUCAAGGCCAAGCAGUUCUACAGGUGCCCAUAGUGGAGAUAGAUCAUCGAAGAGCCCCGACAGCAUCACGCUACCUAAGGAUGUUGAAGUGAUCAGCGGUCAUAGUAGAAGCACCAGUCGUGAUUCUUCGCCGAGGCUCCAGAAGGUUCUAUAUAACAGAAUAGGGACUCCAGAAUUCUUUUGCUACGAGACAGACAAACUUGCCACAACAGUGAGUUUGAAAUCUAUACCCGCGAUAGACUCAAUUAACCAACGUACUAAAAGUCCUCGAUCAAGAUCAGGCGGCUCAACAGGUGUCCAUGAUGGAGACAGACCAUCAAAGAGCUUUGGCAACGUCAAAGAUAUUAAAUCAACCUCUGGAUAUAAUAAAAGCCACUCCCGCGAUUCGUCGCCAAAACUACAGAAGAUCGCUGACAUCGGACGCGGUACUCCAGAGUUCUACUGCUACGAAACGGAAAAAUCUGCCACGACGGUCAGUCUUAAACCGAAACCCACGAGAAACACGAGAAACGAGCAUUCGAAACGUCCUGGAUCGGGUGGCUGCACAGGUUCUCGAUCUGAAAGACCAUCAAAAAGUCCUGACGUCUUCGCUCUAUCUAAGGACGCCAAAGCGACCGCUCGAAGGGGCUCUGGCAACGUCCUGCGAUCAACGAAGCUCAUUCGCGAGAUCAUAGAACACCAGAAAGAUAGAAAUCAGCCCGAUCGUACUUUACAGAACAGCUCGAAAGAGUCACGAAGGCCUUCGAUAGCACCCGAUGAUACCACAGGAAUAUCACGCGUCGAUAUUGCUGGCGAGAACGAGGCAGACACGGUCAGGGUGAACAGAAAUGUCGACAAAAGGUCACCGACGCCUCCCACGCGAACGUACGGCCUUCUCACUCCAGAAACGAGUCCCAAAAGUUCUAUUUCCGUGGAGGUGGACGCCGAGAUUCAAGAAAUCACCAUGCCCGAUCGAUACUUGGAACGAGGGAAACUUCGCCGCGAGCUUCGAAGCACGUACUCGAGGUCUUCCAAGGAGACCUCGCAAGCUUCGAUCGAGUCGAAAGCCGAGAACGCGUCCACGUACUCCGUUCGUAAACCUGGCAAAAAGAGAGGAUCCCUCUUCGAAUCAGACAUCUUCGAGCCGACGAAAAAGCGUCAGCAGGCUCCAGAUCAUCGGAGAGUCACGGAGUCGAAGAGAAGCGCAGACUUCGCGAGCGAAGCGAUAGGUUCGAAGGCUCGAGAUGGAAAAACCGGGAACUCCGAGCGUUCUUGCGGCGGCAGCCCUUCUCCCACGAGUGAAUCGCUUUUUCGCGCCGCGAAACGUCGAAUCGGAGCUGCGGUGAACGAGGAAAAUCGUGCGAAAAGUUUGCGAUCCAAGAAUACGGAGAAGUCGCCAAGAAAGCAGCCUCUAGCCUUGGGGUCUGUGGAACUGGUGCGAAAGAUCAUAAAAGGGACGCGAUCUGUGGCGACUAACGAGGUCGAGCGUAAACAGGAAGCUACGAAGAAAUUGGAGGGCGAGAUUCAAAUGCAGGAUACCGAUUCUGUUGUGUCGAGGACAGUAGAGUUUAUGAAAUACGAGGAAGGGUCGUCGAGAACGAGUUACGAAAGGACGGACUCGGUGGAAUCUGCCCUGAGACGUUUCGAUUCCAUCGACGCAGCGGCGUCUGUCCAAAGCACGCUGGAGAAAAACGAAGAAACAGGAGAAAGACGAAACAGAUCGUUGAAGACUCCUGACAUCUACGCUGCGUCGAAGGAUGUGAAAAUAUCUGAUAGUGCUAGUAGAAAGAGCAGUCGCGAAUCAUCGCUAAUCCUGGAGAAUAAACACAAAACUCUAGAAUUUGUUUGUUACGAAACGGACAAACUUGCCACGACCGUGAGUCUCAAACCUAGGGAUACAAUCGAUUCGUUUAAUCAACGUUCUGAGAGCCCUCGAUCGAGACCAGGCAGCUCUACAGGUAUUCGUGGUGCUGGUAUGCUCCCCAAAGAUGUCGAACUAAUUAAUAAUUUGAAUAAAAGAAGCAGUCGUGAAUCACCAUCGGGGCUCCAUAAAAUUCAGGAUAGUAAGUCUAAUAGUCCAGAAUUUGUUCGCUAUGAGACAGACAAACUUGCCACAACAAUCUCAAACGUGAAUCUCAAACGUAAGCCUACAAUAGGUGCGAUCGACCAACGUUCUGAAAGGCCUCGAUCAAGACCAGGUAGCUCCACAGGUGUCCAUGACGGAGGUAGAUCAUCAAAGAGUCCUCACAUCCUAACUCUGCUCGAUGAUAGAUCGUUUGGAAUCGAUAAUUCAGCAAGUAGCUCGAGGACAAUUUCUCUGAAAGCACUCAACCGAGCGAGCUCUCCAAGAAACCCGGAGAACAAACCAUCCAGAACUUCUGCGAAGGGUAUUUUCAACAGCGAAACUCCUGGCAAAAUGAGAGUACUUGGAACGCGGGAAACUCGACGUCAGAAAAAGCUGGCCACGGCCAAGGACUCAUUUGAGAUCGAUCGAGUUCUGUCAAGGUCCAAGUCGCCAGCGUGCAGGCGGCAACUCUUCCCCGAUGGCGACUCGACGGAGGAAACGGAAACUGGUAGCUCAUUUUCGAAGACGAAGUCGAGUAAACGCGACGCGACCUAUUCGAUUGGACCGAAUAUAAAAUCAAAAUGCGUGAAACCUGUUAGGGGCGAUGAAACGUCGAUGAAAGAGGCAGACUCAGAUCGUCCUGUGUCUAUUAAACAGCUGAGAUCGAUCGAGGAUAUUCGAAGAUCCAUAGAAAACGAGAGUCCCAGGUGUGGAGAGACGAGAACGUCUAGGUCAGCCAUUGCAAGUAAUGUUUCGAAAUGUUCGAGUAACGUGCAACCGCGGCGAAGACAAUCGUGUCCAUUAAAUGGAGACGCUCGUGUCGGGAGUAAAAAAGAUACGUCUUCGUCGAAAUGGUCAGAGAAUCUUAGCGCGAGAGACGACAGAUUAGGUGAAUCAGGGCGCUCUGUAAACUGUGCGACGCGUUUCUCCAGGGUAGCAAAAAGUCCGAGUCCAGAUUCCAAGGCGACGGAAACCAACCGUACACGAAGAAGCGUGCCUCCUACGCCGUCGAAGAGCCCGGACACGGUGACGAGGCGUCACUCCACCGACUUGAAAGCUCAAGAUACAAAAUCGACGAAACGACCAGCGCCCAUGAAAGGCACGGAGCCAAUUGGAAACAGGAAGACGACGACGACGACGACGACUACCACGAGAAAAUCGACGGAUGUCGUCGAUGGCGCUAUUCUCGAGAAUGGUUCGCAUUUACGAGACCAAACUGCCGAAACGAAAUACGAUAACGACUCGUCGACGACGAAGAAGAACGAUGCUUUUGUCAUCGCCUUCGACGAACAACCGCCGAAGGAAAACGAUGUUUCACUUCCGAGGAAACCGCGGUUACGAAAACAAUCCACGGAAAAGCAUACACCUACCUCGCAGUCUGGCCGACCUCCGUCAGUUUCGUCCACCUCAAGCGGUAGCACUAUGCAGAGUCACGUUUCCACUCCGAAAAGUAGGAUGUCGUCGAAAGUCCACGCGCCUUCUUCCGCUACGUCGACAUCCAGAGGAUCGGCGUCCAAUAAAACUGGGGGAAGCGUGUGCUCUGCCGAUCUUCUGACGCCCUGCAAAAUAUGUGGACGCCGUUUCGCUCAAGACCGUAUAACCCUUCACGAGCAAAUCUGCGCGAAAACGGGCCAAAAGAAACGGAAGCAGUUCGAUACGGUGAUGUUUCGCGUUAAAGGUACCGAGCUAGAGAAAUUUGUCAGAAAAGGACACUGUAAAAAGCAGCCCGAGAAACCACCGGAGGUGAAGUCGAACUGGAGGCGCAAGCACGAGGAUUUCAUUAACGCUAUACGCUCGGCGAAGCAGGUGCAGGCGCACCUGGCUGCGGGAGGCAAGCUCAGCGAUCUGCCUCCACCGCCUCCCAGCGAUACCAGCGAUUACAUUCAAUGUCCCCAUUGUGGCAGAAAAUUCAACAAGUCCGCCGCAGACCGUCACAUUCCCAAAUGCGAAAACAUGUUGCACAAUAAACCAGUGCAUUCGCGAGCGCCGAAACUCAAACGUUAAUUAUCAGGCGACAAAACCUCGUUGCGUACGUACAUCGAUCGAGAACAGGAUAGAUCGAACCGUCUUCGUUUGAAAACACACGGGUUUACAAAUGAAACAAAUAAAAACAGAAAUCUUGUUAACACGUUGACUGCUAGACUAAUAAAAAUCAAAAUUUCUACCGGGCUAAAAUUUUGUUUCUAUACUUUUGGAAACUAAAUACGUAAUCUAACAUUUAUCUCGAAUUUUUUUAAUUUUAUCUGGCAAGUCUUGUCACCUAUACAGGGUGUCCCAAAAGUCGGGGAGGAGCCGGAAAUGGGGGGUAGCUGAGACGAUUCUGAACAACAAUUUCCUUUGCAAAAAUGUCGGAUGGGGCUUCGUUGAGGAGAUAUUAAGAGAAAACCCCGACCAAUCAGAGCGCGCGUAUACGCGGGAGCGGCCGCGGUAGCGAUGGCUACGCGCUAGGUAGCCGCUCUCGUACGCGACAAAUGACUCGACGUGCAUCGAAGGAUAUUGACGCGGCCGCUCAGCGCGUAGCCUUCGCUACCGCGGCCGCUCCAUCGGCAUACUCGCGCUCGGAUUGGUCGGCCGCCUAGCACGUAGCUUACUCUACCGCUACCGUUCCAUCGGCAUACUCGCGCUCGGAUUGGUCGGCCGCCUAGCGCGUAGUCUACGCUACCGCUACCGCUCCACCGGUAUACUCGCGCUCGGAUUGGUCGGCCGCCUGGCGCGUAGCCUUCGCUCCAACGGUCUACGCGCGCUCUGAUUGGUCGAUGUUUUCUCUUAAUAUCUCCUUAACGAAGCCCCAUCCGACAUUUUUGCAAAGGAAAUUUUUGUUCGGAAUCGUCUCAGCUACCCCCCAUUUCCGGCUCCUCCCCGACUUUUGGGACACCCUGUAUACAGGUAAAAAAGUCGUCAACGUGUUAAUCGUGAUUCCCACAAUUUUUGGUUUCGUCGUUCAUACAAUAUAUCCUGCCUGCAAUCGCGUAGCCAUUUUAUACGAAUGUAAUUUCUACGUUGCAGACAUCUUAUACGAUUUUUUACAGGAUUUUCUAUACUUGACCUACUAUUUACAUGACCGAGCGUACUUCAUGGAUCCCCGAUACUCGUAGAACCUAUAAUAAAAGUGAUGCGCGAUCAUUUAUGGCCGUAGCUUCGUUCGAACUAUACGAGCCCGCGUGUGUGAGCAUGGAGUACAUUCUGAGGUCACCUUGCAAUAAAAUACCACUUUUGUCUACACGUUGUACAUACUGUACGUAGGGAAAGAAAUUUUAAUAAAAUUGAUACAUCACUUGUCCUAAUAGUGCUUGCACGAACGAAGGAACCAAGGAUAAAAGUUAUCGGAAUAAAUUAAACACUUGGGACAUGAU
Hylaeus volcanicus is the source of this 9339-nucleotide messenger RNA. RefSeq names its product serine-rich adhesin for platelets. Bases 740 to 7990 code for a protein of 2416 amino acids. The transcript is spliced from 9 exons. Lineage: Eukaryota; Metazoa; Arthropoda; Insecta; Hymenoptera; Colletidae. The record is from RefSeq and is a predicted model, not a curated record.